Molecule: messenger RNA, 1241 nt
Organism: Pogonomyrmex barbatus (red harvester ant)
Lineage: Eukaryota; Metazoa; Arthropoda; Insecta; Hymenoptera; Formicidae
Product: mitochondrial import receptor subunit TOM40 homolog 1
Biological process (GO): protein import into mitochondrial matrix
Cellular component (GO): mitochondrial outer membrane
Molecular function (GO): transmembrane protein transporter activity
Source: RefSeq, a predicted model, not a curated record
AUCGAAUAUAGAAUGAAGAUUGAUUCAUAUCGAAUGCAUAUAGCGCGUGUCGAAAUCAGUAGAUUUAAUAUUAGAUAUAAAUCGGUUACUAAUCGGAAAAGCCAACGUUCUCGUUAUAAUGGGUAUUGUCCAAGCGUUUAUCAACAAAUGUGACAAGCUCUUCGUAAACACCGCCAGUUUGGAAGAACCGUCAUGCGUACCCUGCUUCGAGGAAGUGGACAGGAAGCCUGGUAAUCCCAGCAGCUUCGAGGAUCUUCAUGCGAAAAUCAAAGGACUCUAUCCCCAUAAUUUCGAUGGCGCGUACUUGCUGCUAAAGAAAAACUUGAGCAAGCAUUUCAACGUGACUUAUAAGAUAACCCUGAGUUCCGUCACGCCAUAUGGCCUCAAAUUUGGUGUGAAUUACAUCGGCACCAAACGGGUAGGAUUCAAGGAAAAGUAUCCGGUGAUCUCAGGUGAGAUCACGCCCAGCGGCAACUUGAGUGCCAGCUUCGUCCACACGCUCGGCUGUAGAUACAGAUUCAAGCUCGCGACACAGAUCGUCGGCAAGAAGUACAGGGCAUUCAGUUCCGGUCUGGAGUACCGCUCGGACGACUGCACGCUGGCGUUUACCCUGGCGAAUCCAGAUUUCGCGAGGUUGCACGGCACGCUGGUGUUGCACUACCUGCAGGCGGUCACGCCGAGGAUCACUCUUGGCACGGAGAUCGCGUGUCUACGCGGCUCCCUGAUACCCGGCGGUCAACAAACACUGAUGUGUGCCGCGUUCCGACACAGCACCGGUCCUACCACGCUUUCCGCUACAUUCGGCGAGGCGGGUAUCCACGUCUGUUAUCAUCGAAAGGCCAGCAAGCAGCUCCAGCUCGGCGUUGAGAUCGAGACUAACACGCGGAUACACGAGUCCGUGGGCACGAUCGUGUAUCGCGUCGAUAUCCCAUAUGCAGACUUCGUUUGUCGAGGAUUCGUCAAUUCGGAGACCAGCGUGGGCGCCGUGUUCGAGAAGAGGCUACACCCAAUUUCCGAGGCCACGUUAAUUAUAAGCGGCUUCCUAAAUCACAAAAAACAGCAGUUUCGCGUCGGCAUCGGUUUGAACGUCGGCUAAUGUCCUUGCAUGGCCAGUACAAUUUGUAGACUGUAAAUUUUGGACAUUCAGAAACAUUGCCCUCUUCAUAGUAUCUUGGAGGUUUUCCUUUCAUAUAUUCCAAUAUUAUUCAGAUAAGAGGCUAAGAUGAAAUAGAAAGUUUUAU